AUGCUCCUUCUUAACAACUUCGUCAACAUCAUAACCCUGAUUGGGGCUAUGAUGUCAUUCCAAGUUCAAGGUCUGGCGGUAGAUCUGCCAACGGCUCUGAGCAAACGCCAGGGACAAUGCCUCUCGAGACGUCGUGCCAUCGCUGCAGCAGGCUACCUUGGCACCUGGACUAUUGACGUCUCUGAAGUGGGUAAUGGAAUAUUUCAUCGACCAGUGCCAUAUCCAGAUAUCGGGUUGGUUACGGAUAUAGCGAGCGCGGAAGCCGACACCAUGAGAUUCCGGUGGCAAGGGGCUUCGACCAUGCCGAGAAACACCAACUAUUUCUUGGUUCCUGGCGAUUAUCUGCGAGAGAAUGGUGUCCCUGCGAGCAGUCCGAAUAUAGUUCACCUAACCACACACAGCGAAUGUGACGUCACCUACGAUCGUGGUGCUGGUGUCACUGCAGUGUCUGUAAAAGUGUAUCGCGUUAUAAAUUAG
Molecule: messenger RNA, 477 nt
Organism: Bipolaris oryzae ATCC 44560
Lineage: Eukaryota; Fungi; Ascomycota; Dothideomycetes; Pleosporales; Pleosporaceae
Exons: 1
Coding region: 1-477 (158 amino acids)
Source: RefSeq, a predicted model, not a curated record